CACUGACAAACUGAAGCGAAAUAUUUUCGUGAAAUGAUGUGUUUACGUGAUCCCCGGAGGUAAUUUGCAAAACGCCGUAAGUGGUUGAGACUCAGCUCAAAAUGACCGAGGUACCAAAGAGGAAAGUUAUUUUGCGAGCCAAAUCAUUCAUUGAACCUGAGGUUCAAAACCCUUUUACUUAUCGCCUUGAGCUAACCGCCUGCGAUAAACUCAAGGUGAGUGAAAUAUUGUCAUGUCCUUUUCCCAGGUCCUGUCCUUUCCCUGUAGGUCGGAAACACAGUGUCUUUGUUAAGAUAAAAUCAGGCCCAGAAGUCGAAUGUUUUUUGUUUGGAAGAAUAGAAAACCUUCGAAAAUGAAUUCAUCUCCCAGCUGAAUGAAGGUAAACAAAGCCUGUUUCAAUGCAAAUAUCUGCAGAUGAUAUCAGCCUUGCCAUUUUGCCGCCAGAAUUUGUGAAUUCUUCUUUCUGUAUCAAAACUCUAGUAAAUGCGUAAUAUUGAUGGAAAAUUUAGUUUAAGUUUAUGCCCUGUUUUAGCUAAAACCGUGAGUGAGACAAAAAUAAAAGCGAACCACUCUGAAAAUUUUGGUGCUUCGAUGCGGAUCGUAUCACAACAGACCCAAAACAAAUAAGCUUCCCGGGGGAGGGAGAUGGGGGGAGGAAGGGGUGCAAAUGGCAAAUUUUGGUCUCACUUAGGGUGAUCAGGACAUAAAGCUAAUAAUUUUACUACUGCAGAUAUCACUUAUGUAAAGAAAUGUAUAAAAUAAUGGGGCUUUCUUUAUCUUUUACUUGCGCUUUGCCCGCAGUACUGCCUUAAGCUACAUCGAUCCCUGGCCCUGGUUGUUUAACUUGGGAUUGCACUAUCCAUGGGGUAAAUCACUGUCCAGCGGAUAAGGACAUUUAAAACUUUAACUCAAGAUUUCUCAAUAGGACAAUUGCUGAUGAUGUCAUUUUACCACAACAACCAGAAUCCUUCAGUUUGUUGUUUUCUUGUGCAAAUUGGGGCUAUUGUUUAAUCCUCAGUUGAAUUUUCUAAUUUAAAUAAGAAAGCACAAACAAAAUGAAUUCUGGUAGUUGUAGUCAAUUGUUGUCACCUUGAAAAUGGCCUAUUUCUCAUUUUUUUUUAAAAUCAUUUUUAGAUUUCAUUGCAGACAUACUAAUUUUUUUGUUUUACAAUAUUUUCAUUCCAGGUUGCAGUUCUUAGCUUUACUUUGUUUCCUAUUAGGCUUCUCUGUUUGUUUUUUCUGCUUCUUCUGGCAAGCUUUAUAGGAACACUAGCUACUGUAUGCAUGAAAAAAGAGGAAGAGCCUCAACCUUUGUCAGGAUACAGAAGGUUAUUAAUAGCUGCAUAUUAUAUUUUAAAUUAUUUAUGUUUAAGGAUGACUUGUAGACAAGAUACCUGAGACCCUUGUUUGAAAAACUGAGACCUUGCAACAAACAUUUUGAGAUGCACUUCUAGAUGGAAAGAAAGGCAAAAAUGACUGUGACAUACUUAUCAUAAAAUAAUGUUUUCAAAGGUUUGGGAUUGGAUACCGUAGUUUGCAGUUUUCCAGAACCAUAUGCCGAUGAUGCAAGUGAAAUAUAAUAUUUAUUUACUUAAGACAAAAAGUGUACUUGGUCUGUCUUAAGGUUAACUGUACAGUAUAUUAAAUUUUGUCCCAUGCAAUGCCAAUGAUGGGUAGGAUUAAGCAGGAAAUGAGGUGCAUCCAGUAUUUGUCAAAUCUUAAAGGUCAAAUCUUAAAGGUCCAGUGGCAAGCAAAUGUCAUAGAUUCGAUAGUACAAUAUGGCUGCAGCUUAGGAAAGAGCUCAUCACAUGACUGUGACAAACUUGUACUGUGUAAAUCAGCCUUAUUUCCUACGUGUUUCUUUUCAAACUAUUCAGGAUUAUGAGGAAGCCACUACGGGGUAUUGGACGAGCAAUGCUGUUCUGCAUGGGUUUUCACUGGAUCAAAGUCAAAGGCCGACUUAGUAGCCCUGAGGAGGCUCCUAUUCUUGCAGUAGCACCACAUUCGUCAUUCAUUGAUGCCCUUGCAUUAGCUGUAAUUUGCAUCUCAUCACCCAUUUCUCGCAAGGAGAAUGAAUCUAUACCACUUGUAGGAGGUUUGUUUAAUCUACACUUCAGAAGCUGGCAACAAUUAAGCUUGAGGCACCAAAAUGUUUUUCAUUGUCCCAGACUAUUAAAUGGAUCGUCAAACUUUGUUUCUAAAGCUUGUAUUGUACUCACAGGUUUUAAUUUGGCUAGUAUGCAUGGCUGGCAGAUGUAGUGCGUUUCACAAAUAAGAAAAAAAUACUGAUACUGAGAUUUUAGUUCAAUCAGAUAUAAUAUAUCUGAAGCCUGCAUUCAUGGUUGUGUAUCUUAUACUUCAACUUUGAGUUAUGACAAAAACUCUUAAACUCAUUUUCUUUUAGUUCCCCAUGAUAUGUCUUUACAAAGCUCUAAAAAAGGAAAUUUUGUGAAAAGUAUCGGUAACAUAACUUACAUGAUGAAAAACCUGACACACAGACCUCAGGGCUGUGCUCUAGCAAAGCAAAGCCUGGCGGCUACUCUAGCACCCUACUUUUGCUCGUGGGAAACUAGAGAAUAGAAAUCCUUUGCUGAGCGCCCUAGAUUUCUCAGGAUCAGAGCACCAGACUCCCUUACUUUUUUUCUUUAGAGCACAACCUUGGACCUGAAUAUUGGCAAAAUAAUUUGUUUAGUUUAUGUCACCUGUCAUAUUCCAAUUGUAUGACUUCAUAGGGUGCUUUGGAUUAUUAUUUAUAAAAUGACUAAGAUAGUGCACGCACUCUGAUUGGCAGAGAGGCGUGUUUGCAUGAGAGUAUGUACACAUGGUUGGGACGUUUUUGAGUUGAAAACACAACAACUUUACUUUAUUCACCCAUUCCCUCGUCGGCUGAAACUUGGAAAAUCUUUACAAACAUGCUGUGUCAAUUUUUUUUGCUUAAGCUGAUGUUUUAAGCGAGAAAAAUCCAUGUUUUGGAAAGUGUCUUUUUUGCAAAACAAGAACUGAUUACGCAUGCAAGACUUUGUGUACAAAACUGCGUGACUGGUAAGAAUUUUUCUUUUUAUCAGUGCCAGAACAAAGAAUUUUGCAUUUUGUCUUGGUAAAGUUAAUUUAUAAAAGCAAUAGAAAACAUAACUUUUUUCCCCUAUUGGCAUAGCCUGAUAUAAACACUUGUGGGGCUGGGAGAAUUUCUUGACAGUUGUGCGAGCCCUAGACUUUGUCUCAGAUUUGCAGAGCUGUCUCAAAUUCUCCCAACCCCUCUCAUGUUUAUAUCAUGUUUACAUCAGGCUAUACAAACAUGGAAAAUGUUUUCUAUUGCUUAAGGUAUUUGCACAGGCAAAUUUUCAACAUUUUAUUUUGCCCUCAAAAUCUUUCUACAGUAAGUUCAAAUGACGUAAUAUGCAUAUCUGGUGUUCUUUUUUGAAUAUACCUUCGCAUCUUUCAGCAGCAAUAUGAAAGUUGUUGCCAUUUCCUUCUAGAUACUGCAUGCGGAAUCCUUUAUGACUUGAUAUGUCAAUGAUAUUAUUCCCCCUUCUCAUUACGUAAAAAAGCUGAAUUUGAUUAGUUAUUUAUGAUCUGAAGAAGGACCAUUUUGACAUGUAAAUCCCACAGUUUGUGCUAAAGCCCUUCAGCCUGUUUACGUGUCAAGAACAGAUCCAAAUUCAAGAAAAAAGACAAUUUCUGAAAUAAAAAGACGAGCAACUUCUGGUGGAAAGUGGCCACACAUAGUUAUAUUUCCUGAAGGUUAGUAGAUUUAUCUCUGGUGGGAACAAGUAGGUUCUUUCUCUUUCUUCCUGGUCCUGACCUCAGCUGAUUUUCCCGACUCUUUCCAUGAAAGGUCACGUGUCGUUGGGCUUUGCAUUUAUACCAAAAAAGGGGGUAAAUAACUAAAACAAGAAACAAGAUACAAAUUAAAGAGAAUGUUUUGUUGGAGUUUUUUACUUAUGCGGUUAUGGAGUGGGUUAACUUGAAACCUGCUAUGGUGUCCCUGUGCAAUUAGCUUUCCAUAAUACUAUGCUAUGAUUCUUAUGCUCAAGGGAUUUGCCCUUUUCUUCUAGGAGGUAGGGCCCCAUUUUUCGAGUUUGCAGAAGGCUCACCAACAAGUUAUAAUAAUAAUAAUAAUAAUAAUAAUAAUUUAAUUUAAUUUAGUUUACUUGGUGCUUUAAUUUAUUUCCUCUUGCAGGAUGGCCCAUUAAAGACUGUCUGUCUUUGUGCUUUUUUUUAAUUAACAGAUCAUUUUGGCUUUAACUGCUGAAUUUCUCAGUUUGUAACUUAUAUUUGCUCUUCUCAGGAACAUGUACAAAUCGAAAAUGCCUGAUCACAUUUAAGCCUGGUUAGUACAAAUAACUUGAAUAUUUGUUGAAACUUGAACUACUCUGGAGAAUUAUUCUUUUCACUGUGACUAAUGGCCUCUUAUGUAGACAUCCAUAGGGCUUUGUUACACAUUUCUCCUUUACGAACGCAUAAAUAAAGCCCUCAUAAAAACGUCUGCUUUGGAGUCUAACUGUAAAUCUGAUCUUUUGCUUGUUAUGUGAUUUUCUUUUCAUUUUUUGUCCUAAAUCUGUUCAUUGCGUAUCAACCAAUCAGAAAGUUCCUUUUCCUUUCAGUUCCUUUUCUUCAACCGUCAACCUAUCGGAAUGAUUUUUCCCUUUAUUUUAUCAUCAAGCCCUGCCAAAAAAUGUUUAGUAUACUAAAUAGAUAUGACAUUUCAUUUUUUUUCUUGGGUCUAUUUUCUCAGGUUAUGUUUUUGUUGUGUCAAUAGGUGCUUUUUACAGUGGCUGUGCUGUUCAACCAGUUGCCCUAAAAUAUCCUAACAGGCUGGUAAGUGAAAAAGUAGUGUAUAAGACUGUAAGGGAGGGUUUACUUGACACCAGGGCAACUUAACACCGGCGCAAGUUCACUUCAGUUACCUCUAAUGGCUCAGUGUAUUUUUUUAUAUGAUACCACCACAAAAUGUCAUUCCCAUGUGAGUCACACUGGCUUGAGUCCACCCCAGUUGUUGUACUGGAGUGAGAAUUUUCACUCCUGUAUGAAAUUUUACAACAGUACCAUGUAAACAUGAAACGGCCACUUGUUUUGGUAUGAAAUCGCGGGUCUGCCGAUAGACUGGAAUGGGUUAAAAAAGUACAUGCGUAAUGCGUAAACAGAUUUUGCCACUCCUUAAUAUAAAUUGGCCCUCUGUUAUAUUUCAGUCCCCACUGCAUUGAGAAACAAUGAGGACGAUUUUGUCCCAAUAUUUUGGCAUCUUGCUUGCUGGGAAACUGAUGCUUUGCAGACAAAGGAAAUUAUUGAAGAUAAGAAAGUAAAGGAGCUUGCCAUUAGUUAGAACUGGAUUGCCAAAUCAGUCCAGUGGUAAAGAGAGUCAAUUCCACUGUUAGUCAGGGCUGUUCGGCCACUGGUUAGUCUGCAACACCUAAAAUGUGAGCCCAGAAGUUACAGAUUUUAAGCAAAAUCUGUAAAAAAGCCCAUUUCAUUGUUAAAAUGAACAGUCCAACUGACCAAUUAAUUGCCUUAGCUUACACUCAUUUUUCUUAAACUUUUUGUGCAUGUAGGACACUGUGACAUGGACAUGGUCUGGGCCAAGUGCGUAAGUCAUCAUCUGUUUUCAUCCUAGUUUUCAAUAAUCAGAAUUCAACACUUGGGACUUCAUCUUGGGACAAUGAGUGUAAUCAUUUAACAUACAGCAUGUUGUAAUAAGCAACAAUUUCAAUAGGCCAUUUACGACCUUGCCCAGGCCUCUGUAUCAAAAUGCGGUUUAGUGCUCAGCCUUUGAUAAGGAAAUGAUUUUUUAUCCUCAGGCAAUUGCAAUUUUAAUUGCAUGAGGAUAAAAGAUAAAAAAACUCAUUUUCACAGGAAAGGUUGUGCACUUGGCCUCAUUUUGAAAGUGAGGGUUUUUUAAACUUGAAAGUAGCCUAUUUUGAGUAUAAUUAUUAUGUAAAGGAAAUUGUUAUUCUUUUGUUUUAGAAUCACCCUUCUGUGGUUGACCUUAUGCCAGUUUCACAACUACAUGGAAAUAGAGGUAUGAUUUUUGCUUGUUAUAUCUUUUGAAAUGAGAAUUGCAUGACUGGUUCAGCAAGAGUGUUGUUUAGGUUAAAGUUCCAGAUGAUGUUUCCUAGCUCAGUUCAUAUUCUCUCUUUUGUCAUUGACAGAUUCUGCCUGUAUACAAGCCUGAUACUGAGGUACAUUGCUGGGAUAUAUCUUAUUUAUCUAGAUAGGCCGCUUAGCGUGCCAGUAACCCUUUGGACCAAGUUAUGAAGGGGCGAUUUGUUACUCAAACUUAAAAAUCUGUGGAGGAAAUCCUGUAAGUACAGUAACCUCUUUAGCAGACAUUUUACAUGGUGCUAUUUAUUUCUAAGGAUUUUACAGAAAGAAAUUUGGAACUGUUGUUAACUUCUCUUUUGAAAGAGUUAAUAUUUAUAACUCUUCUGUCAGAGCUCAUUUAACUACUGACUUUUAUUAUAGGAAAUGCAUGAUGGCAAGCUAUUUGCAAGAAGUGUACGAGAACAAGUUUCAAGGUGUAACAUAAUUGUAUUGUGUUUAGUGCUUAGUUCCAUCUCAACAACGUUUCUAGUCUGCACUGUAAAACACGUUGAAAGAUGACAUGACUAUGGUACAAAAAAACUUUUCUAGGACUAGAGAAGAAAAGAAUCUUUCGCAGCAUUCUCUUAUAGUAGCAACUUUGUCUAACGGCCUUGAGAUACACGCCCUCCCUUCUCCUCUACCCUAACAGCAAGUGUAGUUGUCAAAUUGAAUAGCAACAAAUUUUUGGCCAAUGUUGCUCCUUUUUUGUUCUCGGCCCAAGUAGCGUUUUAAAAAGGAGUCAGUUAAGAGCCAAUGUAAGUAUAAAGUUGGCCUGGCAGUUUUAAAAAAGUCGUUGUUUCCUUCGUUACAGAGUUUUACGGGUUCCUGUUACAGAACACACAUAUGAAGACACACGUCUGAUGGUUCAGGCAUCCAAACAAAACUUACCUUCCACAGCUGGCUUAGUUGAGUACCAGAAGAUUAGCUCCAAACUCAGGUAGGCAACACGCAACGAUAGCGGUAGCAAUCGACGGCAUAAAAAUUCAAAACAUAUUUCUGAAACGAAAACGGGGUGUUUAUUGUCAGACUCCCCAUCCCCCCACCUCCCCAUCCAUUUCGAAGAAAUUGACCUCAAAUUGUUGUAAUAGGUUGUCUCCCUGGCGCGAGAUUUAUCGCGAACCAGUCACAAAGCGGGCAAUGCCGCGAAAUCAUACUUGUGGCCUAUCAUACAUGUACAUUGCUUCCAUUUUCUUUAGCUUUAUUUACGCGCAUUGAAUGUACGUUCGUGCGCAUUUAAAAAUUAUGGGACAGUGGAAAUCUACCCUAAUAGACAAAUUUACCCUUAAAAAAAGGAUUUGUUAAAGUUGUUCUGAGCAUCAGGUUUUUCUUAUUGUAUCCCGGCCAGUAUCAAACUUGAGAGUAUGAAAGAUCUUCUGGAUAGGUUUGCCGAGAUAGAUAGCAACAGGGAUGGGAUGGUGGAUUUGGAGGAGUUUGCUGAGUACCUCAACUUACCCGUCACGCGCCAGGUCAAACAUCUCUUCUCCCUCUAUGACAGAGUGAGUAUCAAACCUAAGUUUACAAUGUAAACAAUAACAGCAGCUUUAACCCUGAAAAUAGGACCGUUUCUGCGUGUUACAAUCUUACAAAGAUGGUCGGUACAUUGCUUGUUAUUCUGUUAAUCAUGGCAGUGCGCACAUUUCCUUCUUAUAACUUCAAGUUCUGCGAGCGAGAAAAUGCGCGCACUUGUUGUCUUACAUCGCCUAGCCGUCUUUUGCGCGUGAAAUCUCCCUUGUUUUAUGUAACUGGAGGUUAUUAUUGUAAGCCUGCCUCUCAAAUUAAAUCUUCUGAAAUUCGACGAAAUUGUGCGCACUUGUCGUCUUAUAACAGCUUAUAACUCUUAGAUAUGCUGGGGUGAGUCCGUGCAAACACUUAAAUGCCAUUCCAGCGUCUCCGACUUCAAGUUGCCGAACAACUGGCAGCCGAUGGAGUUGCUUUAAUAUGGGGGUGAUGUAGUCAAAUUUCCUUGCCCCUGUGGCAACCCUAGCCUCUCAAAUAAAAUCUUUGGAAAUUUGACCAAACAGGAAGCGAAGAAAAAGACUUUGUGAGACGCUAUUAAAUGAGAACAAGAAAAGUGAACCAGCCAUUUUCUUUGCUCACAAAUCUCUCGCUAAUAAUUGGAAUGGGCCAUUUCCGAGUUACAAAACCUUUCUUGUGAAAAUGAGAUUUAUUUACUUGAGAAUAAAAAAAUAAUUUUCACAUCAAUAGCUUUGCAAAACAGAGGCUUGGGGCGACUCUGGGAUGCAUCUUAUUCAGCAGUUAUGCCAUCCACUCUUUAAUGACACUGGUACAUGCGCUCACUAGUCUUAUGUUUUGCUUUUUCCGCAGGAUGAAUCUGGUUAUCUAGACUUUCGUGAAUAUCUUAUUGGCUUAGCACUAGUGUCCCAACCCGCUAACACUGAAGAUGUGAUGAAAGUGGCCUUUCAGGUUGGUAUGUUUCAAUUAUUGCAAACUUAACUGUUUUCGCGUUCGUUGAAGUAACCACCGUGUUGCACGAACUUUUUGUGGGAGUUGAAUUUCGCUGAUCGACAGGAUUUUUGUUUGCAUUUUGCUGAGAGAUUUUUGUGAUUAUGAAAGACUUGUUUAUCACUUGCUGGAAAUUAAUUUCUUGCGAUUAUCAGGAAGUCGUGUUCAAGUUGGAAUUACAACACUUUCGUGUCUUGAUUAAAUUACGUACACUCGGACCCAACAUGCAGAGAUUGAUAUAUAUUAUAUAGAUUAUUAUUUUAUUGUGGGCGACAAAGAGAAGCCCGCAAUCCUAAUCUCCAGGUUGAUAUUACGCAUGCGUCGCAUGCAUGUAGCCAGCAUCCGUUUGGACUUCCACUAAGGGCGCUUUCCAUUUGUUAGAACUGACCGGCCAGAUCAUCGCUGGAGUUGUUAUUUUGACAAUAUAAUAGGCUUUUCCCAAGAGUUUUUGCUGAAAAACCAUCUCUUUCCUGCAUAGUAUUUAGGAUUUGACUGAUCUGGUUGGAUAGUUUUGAUCAAAAGUGAAAUUCUCGUUACUACGAGAAGGGUCUGGCCGGUCAGUUCUGACAAAUGGAAAGCGCCCUAAGAAUGAAUGGAAUGCACAAAACGCGAUUUGAUCACGGGCCUUUGGAGCUUCUAUCACUCGUAAUUUGAUCACGUGCGUUUGACUAUCUGUCACGUGAAACUUACGCAAAGCACGGCGAUGGAGCAAAAGCGUAAAAAAACCCGCCUGCACUCCGUAACCUUUGGUUAUUGCUAGUUGGUAAGUAGAUAACAGAGUAUGUCACUGUAUACAGUGAUAGUAUACAGGUUAUUCACCUCUGUUCUCACUUCACUUUCUCUUCAAGGCCUUUGACAUGAAUGGUGAUGGAAGAGUGGACGAGACAGAACUUCGCCACAUUCUUCAGAGCGCUUAUCCUUCCAUCACAGACUUGAACGUGAACUGUUUGUUUAAUCAAGUGGACGUAAACCACAGAGGAUCAGUCACAUUUGGUAGGUGCACGUCGGCAUUUUGAUGUCAUUAGUGCGCUAAAUUAAUCAGUCGUUGUCACAUAAUUGAAUACUCUCCAAGCCGGAGACUUUGCGAAUAAUGAAACUUGUUUAUUGUUUAUUGUUUUUUUUUGCCAAAAAUUAAACAAAUCAACUAAAAUCUAAUUACCUUAACUCUCAUGGCGAGGAAGCUAAAUUGCCACCGGGCUUAUAAGUCGUUGAUAAUUAGAACAAAAUAUUAUCAUAAUUGGGAAAAUCAAUGGCAGAGCCGGAAUAAGUAUUUUAGAUAGUCGUACUAAUCAUAGUUCUAGGCUAAAAAAAGCGAAAUGACAAAAAGAAGAAAAAACAAAACAAAAAAAAACAAAACAAAACAAAACAAAGGAAAAUAAAAGACUUGUGGUUACCUUGUUCUGCGGCAACGCCCGGACGAUCAUACUCAACCUGCUUAUGAAACGUUUCCUGGGUUCAGACCUUUCACAUUUUUACUAUUACUAGGGUCUGAAAGGGUAUUCGCGGGAUCCAUGAUUUGACCAAAAUACAGUGCAGGAUUCGGGAAACGUUAACGGGUUACGGGAUUUGAUUGAUACCCGGGAUACGGGAUUCGCCAAUAUAUGGGCAUCGGUUCAGGAUUGGGGUCAUUAGGAAAGAAAACGUUAUUCAGGAUAGCUAUGACAGAAGUUCGGGAUGCGGGUUUCUCGGGAGCAAAGGAGCGAGAAUACGCACGGGAUCAGGAUCCCUCUUUCCAGACCCUAUAUUACGGGCUGAUUGCCUAAGCGGGGCUGGCCCGUUUUGCCAGGAUCGUCCCGCGUCAACUUUGAAAUUGCGUGACAACCCAGCCAGCCCGGUUACCUGGAAUCGAGGUCACGUGAUCGGGGUGGUGUAAUACUGGGAUGAAUGUUAAAAGGUACUAACUCGUUUAGUUGUCUGAACAAUAGGCCGAUUCUUAGCCUGCGAGCAAGCUCUGUGGGGCGCUGUGGCAGUGGGGCGGGAAAAGGAAGAUCGCCCCGGACAGCUUGCUCGCAGGCUAGCCAAUUCCGAGUUGCCUCAAGCCUCUGUUUCAAAGCGAGGCUAAGUGCGACCUCAUUUUCACAAGAACGGUUUUGCACUUAGCCUUGUUAUGAAAGUGAGAGUUUUUGGAACUCGGAAGUGGCCUAUUCAAUAAAUCUGUCGAUCAGUCGACUUCAGUUGGUUAAUUUACAGAAAAUUGAUUACUUUCUUAUUUCUUUAGAGGAGUUUCGUGACUUCGCGCUGUCUCAUCCAGAAUAUGCUGUCCUGUUCACCCAUUACAAGGAAAACCAAACGGAACGGGCGAGUGUGAAUCCGAGCGGCCAAAACCAGGAACACAUCCAGUUAGAAGCUGAGGCCUGAGUCAUGGAAUGCUGUCAUCAUGGCCAGCUCUGUUUUUAAC
Porites lobata is the source of this 10939-nucleotide messenger RNA. The record is from the annotation of a GenBank genome assembly. Lineage: Eukaryota; Metazoa; Cnidaria; Anthozoa; Scleractinia; Poritidae.